CUCAGCGGUGCCUCAGCGCGAGGAAUUUGCUGAGCACUAGACCGACUCCGGAGGCUCCUCGUUUCGUCAUGCUGUGCAGCAGAACGUCCACCAUGCAGACGCUGUCCGCUCUUCUGCUGUUUGUCAGUGUGACCUCAGCGUUCGCUUUCCCGUCGCACGGUCGCCACCGGCGCGGCACGGCCAACGCCGGCGCGGGGGCGGGCGCCACCGCCGGCUCCUUCGCCACCAGCGGCGCCUACGGCAACGGAUACGGGUACGGCCCGUCCGCCUUCGACUCGGCCUUCCGCUCCUACUUCGACCAGAUGGAGUCGCUGCUGGCGGCGCAGCAGGCGCACGCGCAGGCGCUCUCCAACAGGUAUUGGUCGGACUGGCGGCACCCUGCGGCGGCGGGGUACCCGGCUGGCGGCGCUUUCGGCGCCGGCCCGGCCUUCGUGCCCAACUACUACCACUACUACUCGGGCGUGCCGACCGCCUCGCACUCGCACUCGGCCGUUAGCUUCUUCCCGCACCGCUUCAACGCCGCCGCCGCCAACGCCAUCCCGAGCAACACGGUGGACGCCGGCCACGGGCAGCUGGUGUACCCGGGCCAGUCAGGCAGCGCCUCGCACUACGCCGGCGCGUUCAGCGGCGGUCCAGGGGGCGGCACGGGCUUCGGCUACGGGCACGGGGGCGCGGGCGGCGCGGGCGUGGGCGCGGGCGUGGGCGCGGGCGCGGGCGGGGCUGACGCCGGCGGGCACGCUCCCUCCAGUUUCAGCGACUUCGGCGCGGGCGGCGCGGGCGGCGCCGGCGGCGGCAGCGGCAGUCACGUGGGCAGCGGGUUGGGCGGCGCCGCCCACGGCGCGCAAGCGUCUCUUGCCGUCAACAACCGCGGAGGCUUCGGGCAGGCGCAGCUCUUCCCGGACCCCGGACUCAACUCGCGCAUCGCAGGUGACAUCGCGCCGCUGAGCGGGAGCGGCAACUUCGGCGUGUUCUCGUCAUCGUCGUCGUCGUCGCACAGCGACGGCAGCGGCAAGACGCACACCUUCAAGCAGGCCACGGUGGGCGUCAACGACAACGGCAAGGUCACCACCUUCUCCGUGAAGGAUCCUUGAGCGGCCUUGAGGCCCCGCCGCCCUGCGCGCGCACGCUCGCUCGCCCUUUGUACUUACGUUUUGGUGCUCUUUACUAAUAAACUUUUCUCAAGUAACAUAUCAG
This is a messenger RNA of Gryllus bimaculatus (two-spotted cricket), 1194 nucleotides long. The record is from the annotation of a GenBank genome assembly. Lineage: Eukaryota; Metazoa; Arthropoda; Insecta; Orthoptera; Gryllidae.